Fundulus heteroclitus (mummichog) is the source of this 1145-nucleotide messenger RNA. RefSeq lists its product as uncharacterized. Lineage: Eukaryota; Metazoa; Chordata; Actinopteri; Cyprinodontiformes; Fundulidae. Bases 112 to 735 code for a protein of 207 amino acids. The transcript has 5 exons. The record is from RefSeq and is a predicted model, not a curated record.
AGAGAGAGAGAGAGAGAGAGAAGAAACUGAAAGCAACAAGAGGAAUAUAUAUAUAUUGCUUCUUUGGGGAGUUUAAUAACUCAUUAGCGUGCUGCUCACAGCUCCCUCAAGAUGGCCAGUUGGGGCGCUUCUCUCCUGCUUUGCUGCGUGCUGAGCUGCGCUGCGUCCGCUCAUUCGUCGCCAUUCGUCCUGAAAACUAAAUACGACAAUUCUUUUCGCCUCACAAGAUCCACCCGAAACCACGUGCAGCGCCUCAUGCGGGACUAUAAGGAGCAGCAGAUGGGAAACAUACAUUUUGAGGACCGGAGCCACCACUUGAGGGAUCUGCCUUCGCUUUCCACAGACUUCAACGACUGGCUUCAGCUGUCGGACUGGGACCGGCUACACGGGGCCCUGGGGGACAUCCAGACCUACUGGAGCAUGCUGGAGUGGAAAAGGAAGCAGCUGGAGAAGGAGCAGAAAGUGCUGAGGACGGCGUCCAGUCUGCUUCAGAGCAUCAAGCACGUUCAGCUGGACUUACGGGACCUGAUGAGCAAAGUCAGCAGUCAGAUGAGAAUUGUCAGGGGCUCUUGGGUCAGGCCCACACCUGUCGCGGCGCGCCAGAACCCGCAGAGGAGCUCCAGGACAGUGUGGCAGAGCAGAGUGGAGGGUUACAUCAUUCUCCGGGACCUGGACCUUUACCUCACAAAACUAGCCAGAGACUUUCUGCUGCUGGCCUCCAAAACACAGUUGUGACACAAAGAGACUGCUCAAACAGAAGACCUAAGGGGCAAAAAAACUGAACAGCAACUAUGGGAUGAACGGCCGUACAACAUAAAUCUGAACGUCGGACUACUUUCUGUGAAGUACUACCAUAUAUUUUAGGGCUUUUUUUGGGUAUUUCCCAGUUUCAGUUUUUCCUCUAAUUGUACGUUAGACACAUGCUCCCAGAAGACGUCCCAACAUCCUGUUUUUCCACCACAGCCUCAAUUUUCAGGACUUUCCGAAGAGAUAUUUGCUAUUUAUUACAAUAUUUAUAUUUAUUUAUUUUAAAAGUCGUAUAUUUACGUUUUUUAGAGAAACAAGUGUUUUACACGUUGCAUUUUGUACACGAUAGAUACAUAGUGUUGUUUAAAGAAUUUCAAUAAAUGAACUGACAAAAACAA